Nematostella vectensis (starlet sea anemone) is the source of this 1257-nucleotide messenger RNA. Its product is annotated as isoamyl acetate-hydrolyzing esterase 1 homolog. Bases 38 to 763 code for a protein of 241 amino acids. The transcript is spliced from 6 exons. The record is from RefSeq and is a predicted model, not a curated record. NCBI's taxonomy places the organism in Eukaryota, Metazoa, Cnidaria, Anthozoa, Actiniaria, Edwardsiidae.
GACAAAGCUAAACCAUCGAUAAAUAUUCGGAAUCAAGAUGUCAGCUGUGCCUUUGCGCUUUCCUCGUAUCUUCUUGUUUGGGGACUCUAUCACACAGUGGUCAUUUAGCACUGGAGGAUGGGGAGCGAUGGUUGCCGAUGCUUUUCAAAGGAAAUGUGACGUACUGAAUAGAGGCUUUACUGGCUACACCUCUGCUUACAACAGACUUAUCCUACCAAGUCUUCUAGCCACAGACAAUACCCCAGAAGGGAGCAUUGUUGCUGUGGUCAUUCUUCUAGGUUCCAACGAUUCAGUACUCUAUGAUAUUGACCAGCGAGGAUUAGAACUGGAAGAUUACACAGAUAAUUUGAGAAACAUUAUCCACCAGUUUAAGCAAGCUGGGGUUCCAGACAAAAACAUCAUUUUAAUGACCCCACCCCCUAUUUGUGAGGAGAUGUAUGAAAAAAGCUGCCUGGAAAAAGGCAGAAAGAUGAACCUGUGUAGUACCAGAACGAAAGAGUUUGCACAUGCGUGCCUAGAGGUUGGGCUUUCUCAAGGAGUGGAUAUCGAAGAUUUGCAUACUUCCAUGCAUUCAUCAGAGGACUGGCAAAGUCUUCUGUCCGACGGUCUACAUUUAUCUGCUGCUGGUAACGAGUUUGUUGGGAACCAGCUUGUGCGACUUUUACACACCAAACUGGACAAGCUGCCAGAUAUUCUUCCAGAGUGGUCCGCCAUCGACCCAAACAACCCAGAGAAUCUCUUGGGAAAGUACAAUAAACAAUGAGGUUUUUGUUUUCUACUUUUGCACUGAUGGUCUGAUUUUUCUGUUGAGUUGGCAUCCUAAUAGGAUGAAUUCUUACUUAUGAGGCCAAGGUGUUUCAAAUUCGUAUUUGUUAAAAAAGAAGGUAUUUUCCAUACGAAAAAGACGACAUAUUUUUGACCAAGGGAUUUCCUCAUAAGGAAUUCAAACGUUGCAUUUGUCUGGAGAAACAAAAAACUAGCUUAUUCAUAUAAAAACUUUUUUGGAAAAAAGUGUUCCAAAGAAAAAAAAAAUCUGUUCCACAGCCCAGCCUUAGACGUUCUCAUCAGGUUACCCGUGCUCUGAUAUUAGGGACCUUAAGCAACGACGACGACGACGACGACCGCUGGGACAACGCGAUCGAAAAAGAUGUUUUCGCGCGUGGCGAUCAAUAAUAGUUUAAUUGCAAUGGAAUAAUCAAAACAUUGUAGUCAGAGACAGAUAAAAAUAAACUAAGGGCAUUACUACAGCUCAGCGAA